This is a messenger RNA of Myotis davidii, 1422 nucleotides long. Its product is annotated as NACHT, LRR and PYD domains-containing protein 1-like. Lineage: Eukaryota; Metazoa; Chordata; Mammalia; Chiroptera; Vespertilionidae. The transcript has a single exon. The coding region runs from base 10 to 1422 and encodes 470 amino acids. Gene Ontology annotation, cellular component: cytoplasm. The record is from RefSeq and is a predicted model, not a curated record. Gene Ontology annotation, biological process: regulation of inflammatory response.
AGACAGUUGAUGGAGAUCAGAGACUUAUUUGGCCCAGGCCUGAGUGCCCAGGAGGAGCCUCCCACUGUCGUGGUGCAUGGAGUUGCUGGAAUCGGGAAGUCAACCCUGGCCAGGCAGGUGAGGAGAGCCUGGGAGGAAGGCUGGCUGUUCAGGGACCGCUUCAAGCAUGUCUUCUACUUCAACUGCAGAGAGCUGGCCCAAUCAGAGACCAUGAGUCUCGCUGAGCUCAUCACAAAAGACUGGGCUGCUCCUGAUGCUCCCAUUGGGCAGAUCCUGUCUCAGCCAGAGCAGCUGCUCUUCAUUCUUGAUAACUUAGAUGAACCAAAGUGGGACUUGAAGGAGCAGAGUUCUGAGCUCUGUCCACACUGGAGCCAGCAGCAGCAGGUGCACACACUGCUGGGCAGUUUGCUGAAGAAAACCUUACUUCCCACAGCUUCCCUGCUGAUCACUGCUCGGAUCACAACUCUGGGAAAACUCAUUCCUUCUUUAAAGCAUCCUCGCUGGGUGGAGGUCCUGGGAUUCUCCGAGUCAGCCAGGAAGGAGUAUUUCAACAAAUAUUUCAUAGAUGAGAGCCAAGCGAUUAGAGCCUUUAUGCUGGUUGAAUCCAACCCGGCUCUCUUCACCAUGUGUCUCAUGCCUUUGGUGUCCUGUCUGGUCUGCACUUGCCUGAAGCAGCAGAUGGAGCAGGAGCAACCACUCUCACUGACCUCCCAGACGACCACAGCCCUCUGUCUGCACUACUUUUUCCACGUUCUCCAGACUCAGUCCCUCGGGACUAAGCUGAGGGGCUUCUGCUCUCUGGCUGCUGAAGGCACCUGUCAAGGAAAGACUCUGUUCAGCCCCGAGGACUUCAGGGAACACGGGUUAGAUGGGGCCAACAGGAAACACGGGUUAGACGGGGCCAACAUCGCCACUCUCUUAAACAUGGGUGUUCUUCAAGAGCACCCCACCCCUCGGAGCUACAGCUUCAUUCACCUGUGCUUCCAGGAGUUCUUUGCAGCAAUGUCCUAUGCUUUAGGCGAUAGAGUGUUGAAAGGUGAUUGCUUUAAUAACAUCAAUAUUAUAAAAGACUGGACAGAUGUAUAUGACAGGCGUGACCUAUUUGGGGAACCAACCACGUGUUUCCUGUUUGGCCUUUUGAGUGAUCAGGGGAUGAGAGAGAUGGAGAGCAUCUUCAAAUGCAGCCUGUCUCGGGAGAGGCUUUGCCCUCUGCUGCGCUUGGCCAAGAGGGAGGUCCGUUUGAAGCAUCUGAACCUGGACCCAUAUUCUUGGCAUUUGCUGCACUGUUUUUAUGAGAUUCAGGAUAAAACCUUUAUGAAAAAUAUUUUCAUUCCCUUUACAUUGAGCUGCAUUGAAAGGUUUCUACUGAAUGAGGGUGGACAGCACAGACAAGCAGAAUGGAGUUUCACUGUAUUUCUGUAA